This is a messenger RNA of Rhododendron vialii, 5610 nucleotides long. RefSeq names its product protein RNA-directed DNA methylation 3-like. Gene Ontology annotation, cellular component: DSIF complex. The record is from RefSeq and is a predicted model, not a curated record. Gene Ontology annotation, biological process: regulation of DNA-templated transcription elongation; regulation of transcription by RNA polymerase II; transcription elongation by RNA polymerase II. Gene Ontology annotation, molecular function: zinc ion binding; mRNA binding. Lineage: Eukaryota; Viridiplantae; Streptophyta; Magnoliopsida; Ericales; Ericaceae. Bases 105 to 5318 code for a protein of 1737 amino acids. The transcript is spliced from 18 exons.
CCACCUGUAGACUACGCCUGAUGACGCUCCCACAUUAGCAAACCACACUCACUCCUCUCUCUCUCUCUCUCCCCUCUCCGUUACAACCUUGGCGUUGUUCUCGGAUGGCGUCUAAGAAGGGUAAAGAGGUCGCCGGCGAGGAAUCAUCGGGGAAGAGGAAGCGCGGCGGCGGCAACGAGAAGGCCGGCAGCGGUCGCCGGAAGAGGAACAACCGCGGCGUUCUCCAGUUCUUCGACGACGACGCGUACGAGCUCGAGGAGGACGAGGACGAGUCCAGCGACGACAGUGACCUCGACGAGGAUGGCUUCCUGGAAGAUGAAUUUAAAACAACUGACAAAGGCAAAAAUGAUUUUGGAAAAGACCAUCAGUUUCCACUUUUUCCCAAAGAGGAGGAGAUGAGUGAGGAAGAACUGGAAAAAAUGAUGGAAGAGCGUUACAGACCAGGUGCCAGUUUCGUUACGUAUGCAGAAGAUGCAUACGGGUCUAAAAGACCAAUGGAUGUAGAUGCAGUCAUAGCUUCUUCCAGGGAACCUACCAUCUGGAAAAUUAAAUGCAUGGUUGGACGUGAGAGGCAUUCUGCUUUCUGCCUGAUGCAGAAGUUUGUGGACUUGGUUGCCCUUGGAACCAAGUUGCAGAUAAUUUCUGCAUUUGCGCUAGACCAUGUGAAGGGCUUUAUUUACAUCGAAGCAGAAAGGCAAAACGAUGUUAAUGAGGCAUGCAAAGGUCUCUGUUCUAUAUAUUCGAGCCGGGUGACACCCGUCCCAAGUAAUGAAAUUUCUCAUUUGCUCUCUGUGCGAAGCAAAUACAAUGAAGUGUCAGUGGGCACUUGGGCCCGGGUGAAGAGUGGGAAAUAUAAAGGGGAUCUAGCACAGGUCGUAUCUAUAGAUGAUGCACGGAAGAAAGCUACAGUGAAGCUGAUACCUAGAAUUGAUCUACAAGCAUUGGCUGAAAAAUAUGGUGGAGGAGUUGCGUCCAAAAAGACGGCUAAGGGUGGAGGCAUUGCUUCCAAGAAAACGGCUACACCAACACCUAGAUUGAUCAGCUCUACUGAACUUGAGGAGUUCCGGCCUCUCAUGCAAUAUAGGCGUGACCGCGAUACUGGCCAAGCUUUUGAGGUUCUUGACGGGAUGAUGCUCAAAGAUGGUUACUUGUACAAAAAAGUAGCAAUUGACUCAUUAAACUUCUGGGGUUUAAUACCUUCUGAAGAUGAACUCCUGAAGUUUGAGCCUUGUAAGAAAGAAGAACCUGAUUCUCAAGAGUGGCUUACCCAGCUUUUUGGUGAGAAAAAGAAGCGCACAAGGUGUGAAAAUGGUGGUGGGAAUGACAAAGUUGGUGGGAAGGACAAAGGUGGUGGGAAAGGAGAGGGUUCAUCAAGCGCUGGCACAGCAAGUAGUUUUGAAGUGCAUGAUCUUGUGGUUUUUGGGCGGAAGGAUUUUGGUGUUAUUGUAGGCACGGAGAAAGAGGAUUAUUUCAAGAUUUUGAAGGAGGGUUCAGAAGGACCAGUGGUGGUGUCUAUUGAACUGCGUCAGUUGAAGAAUGCAUCCUUUGAUAAGAAGUUUCACGCCUUAGAUCACCGCAUGAAGACAAUAUCAGUAAAUGAUACAGUCAGGAUUUUACAGGGCCCAUUGCAGGGUCGUCAAGGGAUUGUUAAGCAAAUUUAUAGAGGAAUAAUCUUUUUAUAUGAUGAAAAUGAACAGGAAAAUGGUGGUUUCAUCUGUUGUAAAUCUCAGAUCUGCGAGAAAACUAAACUUUCUGUCGAUGCAUGUAAAGGAAAGGAAGAUGAAUCAGGGUUCCAAGGCUUUGAAGAUAUCUCGUCAUCUCCUAAAUCCCCUCUAUCCCCUAAAAAGGCUUGGCAAGCUAGUGAAAAGAGCAGCAAUUUCAACCGAGAUGAUAAAGAUGGAAUGUUCUCUAUUGGCCAGUCCUUAAGAAUUAGAGUAGGUCCUCUUAAGGGAUAUCUCUGCCGCGUAUUGGCUGUGCGUCGUUCUGAUAUCACUGUAAAGCUUGAUUCUCAGCAGAAAAUUCUUACAGUUAAAAGUGAACAUCUUGCUGAGGUUCGUGGGAAGAGUUCUGCCAUUUCCAUGGGUGAUGACGUGGACUCUGCAAAGCCAUUUGAUCUUCUUGGAACUCAAGAUGGCUCGACAGAUUGGAUGGGGGGAGCAGGAACGUCAGUAGAGGGCGAUAGAUGGGGUGCUGGAGGGCUGUCUACAGAAAGGAGUUCUUGGCCUGCUUUCCCAUCUUCAGGUUUUACGAUUCAGCCUGAGUCCAGUUCUGCAAAUGCUGACAAUAAUUCAAAUGUUGAAGAUGAUGGCCCUUGGGGGACUAAAGCAACUAAAAAACAGAACUCUUCAUGGGGUAAUGCUGUGGCUAAUGAGGAAGCUGUUGGAGAUCAGUCUGCAUGGGGUGGUUCUGCAGCUGUACCCAAGAAUCAAACCGGUGGAUGGGGCAGCGGAGGUGGGAGCUCAGGCCAGUCGGAAGCUGAAGCAAGUGGCUGGAAUAAAGCUACCAACAUGGAUGGAUCUCAAACUGGAAGUUGGGGGGCUGUGAAAAAGGAUGGUGCAACAGCGUGGGGAAAAUCUGCAGAUCCCCUAGAGAGUAGUGCUGGUAUGGGAUCCGGAGAAAGUUCUUGGGGCAAACCUGCAGCACCAGAUAUGUGGGGCAGCAAAGAAGAUUCCAGUGGAAACAAGGCAGCCUGGAACAAUUCUAACGCUGCACCAGAGAGUCAAACUGGGGGAUGGGGUAGUAAUGCUGGAGGGUCAGACCCUUGGAAUAAACAGGAUGGGGGCGGAUCUUCUUGGAAUAAACAAGGUGGUGGAUCUUCUUGGGCUAGUAAGCAAUCUGAUGCGAAUACAGAAGAUGAGUUGAGGGAAGGGAAAUUUGACGGAGGUCGUGGUUCGGGUGGGGGAAGGGGAAGAGGAGGAGGUGGGAAUGCUUGCUUCAAGUGCGGGGAAACGGGCCAUAUGGCAAGGGAGUGUACUCAGGGUGGUGGAGGUGGGAGGGGAGGCAGUGGCAGUGGUGGGAAUGCGUGUUACAAGUGUGGCGAAACUGGGCAUAUGGCUAGAGAAUGCACUCAGGGAGGUGGUGGUGGGAAUGCUUGCUAUAAGUGUGGGGAAACGGGGCACAUGGCGAGGGAGUGCACUCAGGGAGGUGGAAGUGGUGGUGGAAAUGCUUGCUUUAAGUGUGGUGAAACAGGACAUAUGGCCAGGGAAUGCACUCAAGGUGGUGGAGGUGGGAAUGCUUGCUACAAGUGUGGCGAAACAGGACAUAUGGCCAGAGAAUGCACUCAAGGUGGUGGAGGUGGGAGGGGGGGAGGUGGUGGCGGAGGGAAUGGUUGCUUCAAGUGUGGGGAAACGGGACAUAUGGCCAGGGACUGCAGUCAGGGUGGCGGUGGAAGUGGGAGGUAUGGUGGUGGGGGAGGGAAUGCUUGCUUCAAGUGUGGGGAAACGGGACAUAUGGCUAGAGACUGCAGUCAGGGUGGUGGCGAUGGAGGUGGAGGCUGGAGGUCUAGUGGGGGAGCCGGUGAGGGAGGUUCAUUGGGAAAAGCUGCCGAAUCCAAGAAUCAGACUGGAGGAUGGGGUAUGGGUGGUUGGAACUCUGCCCAAUCCAGUGUUGAAACCAAAAGUCAAACUGGGGGAUGGGGUAAUGCAGGUGGUUCCAAGGCUGAACCCAAUAAUGAAAAAGGAGGAUGGGGUACUGGAGGUGGGACCUCAGUCCAAUCCAGUGUUGAAACCAAAAGUCAAACUGGGGGAUGGGGUACUGCAGGUGGUUCCAAGGCUGAACCCAAUAAUGAAAAAGGAGGAUGGGGUACUGGAGGUGGGACCUCAGUCCAAUCAGAUUCUGAACCCAAGAAUCAAACUGGAGGGUGGGCUAAAGCAAGUGGUUCUACUGCUGAAACUCAAAAUCAAACUGGGGGAUGGGGUAGUGCAGGUGGGAACCGCCAAUCAGAUGCUGAACCGAAGGGUCAAACUGGAGGAUGGAAUAAUGCAGGUGGUUCUAACGCCGAACCCAAGAAUAGAAGUGGGGGUUGGGGUAAUACAGGUGGUUCUAUAGCUGAAUCUCAAAAUCAAACUGGUGGGUGGGGCAAUACUGGUGUUUCUAAGGCAGAACCAAAGGUUCAAACUGGGGGAUGGUCUACAGGUGGGAGUUCGGCCCAGUUAGAUGCCGAACCUAUGAAUAAAUCUGGGCCAUGGGCUAAUGCUGGUGGUUCUAAGUCUGGGAAACCCAGUAAUCAAGCUGGUGGAUGGGGUACUGCAGGCAAAUCAGAAGCUGAACCCUUAAAUCAAACUGCAGGUUGGGGUAGCACAGGUGGGUCUAAAGCUGAAAAAUCCCAAACUGGAGGAUGGGGUACUGCAGGGAAAUCAGAAGCUGAACCCUUGAAUCAAACUGCGGGUUGGGGUGGCUCAGGUGGUUCCAAUGCUGAACCCAAGAAUCAAACUGGGGAAUGGGGCAUUUCAGGUGGGAAGUCAGGCCAAUCAGAAGCUGAGUUAAGUAGCUGGGGAAAAACCAAAAAGGAAGGGGCAAUAAGUUGGGGAAAUUCCAUGGAUACCCAGGAGAGUACUCCUGUUAUGGGAUCCGGAGAAAAUUCCUGGGGCAAACCAGCAAGCGGAAGCAAAUCAGUGUGGAAUAGUUCUACCUCUUCUGCACCAGAGAGUAAAACUGGAGGAUGGGGUAGUGAUGCUGGAGCAGCUUCAUUGAGUAAGCAGGAUGGGGGAGGAUCUUCGUGGAGCAAACAAGGUGGUGGAUCUUCUUGGGGAAAUCAGACAGGAGGAUCUUCUUGGAGCAAUGCAGAGAAGAAAGAUCAAAAUGACAGCUGGGGUAAACCAUCUGGGGGGGAUCAAGGAUUUGGUGGUUCAGGUGGUGGAAGGGGGAGAGGUGGCGGCGGGAAUGCGUGCUACAAGUGUGGGGAAACGGGGCAUAUGGCUAGGGAAUGCCCACAGGGCGGUGGCGGAGGGAGAGGUGGAGGCAGUGGUGGCGGUAAUGCUUGCUACAAGUGCGGGGAGGCGGGACAUAUGGCCAGGGACUGUAGCCAGGGUGGCAGCGGAGGAGGUGGGAGGUAUGGUAGUGGAGGUGGUGGGAAUUCUUGCUACAAGUGUGGGGAAACGGGACAUAUGGCUAGGGAAUGCCCUCAGGGUGGCGGCGGCGGCGGGAGAGGUGGGGCUGGUGGUGGCAAUGCUUGCUUCAAAUGUGGGGAGACGGGACAUAUGGCCAGGGAAUGCCCUCAGGGUGGUGGAGGUGGGAGGGGUGGUGGCGGAGGAGGUGGUUGCUACAAAUGUGGCGAGCAAGGGCAUUUCGCUCGAGAAUGCCCCAACUCUUCCCGUUGACAUGGAUAGGAAAAAUGAGGCGAAAUGCGCAUCUUUUCAUUAUUCUGCCCUCUUCUGUGUCUAGUUUCUAUUACUCUCUCUGUUUAUGUUUAAGAACCAUAUGAGAUUUUGUGGGACGUUAGACAUGGUCAUCUUCUCUUUUUCUUUUUUUCUGGAAUUGUAGUUAUCAACUCCUUGUUCUAGUUGACUCAGAUGUUUAUGCUGGGUGGUUGUUAUCCUUCUACUUCGUUCUGUGCUUUGUGAAAAUUGGUGUUUAUAAUUAUGAGAAGACAAGGGGUUUUUAGCUUGCUGU